Molecule: messenger RNA, 1909 nt
Organism: Zootoca vivipara (common lizard)
Lineage: Eukaryota; Metazoa; Chordata; Lepidosauria; Squamata; Lacertidae
Gene: GCK
Product: glucokinase
Biological process (GO): glycolytic process; glucose 6-phosphate metabolic process; intracellular glucose homeostasis
Cellular component (GO): mitochondrion; cytosol
Molecular function (GO): fructokinase activity; mannokinase activity; D-glucose binding
Source: RefSeq, a predicted model, not a curated record
GAAGCCAUCCAGAAUUCCCGAGACGAAUAAAGGCUGAGGCGCUUGGAAAGCCCUUCUACAGUUUGCAUCAUUUUUUCUAGUGUUGCUGAUCACCGGCCUUCAUUUUUCUCUGCCGGGCAGAGUUGCUGGACCUAUUUCCUCCGCUGGUGAACCUUUAAUCUUUUCGGAUUGGAAACGUUGCCCUCAAUAUCAACAACGCUCAGCCUUGAGCUUAAGCAAACACACAACAAAAAAAGAGACAAGAGACUCGGGUCAGUCUUGUCCGCUUCAGACCAGGUGGCCGAGAGCAGACAGGCAGCAAACGGGUUUCCGCAGAGCAAGCCCGGAAUCAAUGGACAGUUUGGAGGGUUCGCGGUUGUCAAUGAUGAAGGAAGUGUUUGACAGCUUGCAACUGCAAGAAACGGGCAGAGUGGAAGCUUGCAACUGACCAGAAAUGAAGUUUGAAUGUGGAGCAGAUCCUCUCAGAAUUCCGGCUACAGGAACAGGAUCUGAAGAAGGUGAUGCAUCGGAUGCAGAAGGAGAUGGACCGGGGCCUGAAGCUGGAGACACAUGAGGAAGCCUCUGUGAAGAUGCUGCCCACUUAUGUACGCUCUACCCCUGAGGGAUCAGAGGUGGGAGAUUUUCUGUCUUUGGAUCUCGGGGGCACCAAUUUCCGAGUCAUGCUGGUGAAAGUGGGUGAAGGUGAAGAAAAACAAUGGAAUGUGAAGACGAAGCACCAGAUGUAUUCCAUACCGGAGGAUGCCAUGACAGGAACAGCUGAAAUGCUCUUUGAUUACAUCUCAGAAUGCAUCUCCGACUUCCUAGACAAACAUCAGAUGAAACACAAAAAACUACCUCUGGGCUUCACGUUUUCCUUCCCUGUUCGACACGAAGACCUCGACAAGGGGAUCUUAUUGAACUGGACUAAAGGCUUCAAAGCGUCAGGAGCUGAAGGGAACAACGUAGUUGGGCUUCUGAGAGAUGCUAUCAAACGGCGAGGGGACUUUGAGAUGGACGUAGUCGCAAUGGUCAAUGACACAGUGGCAACGAUGAUAUCCUGCUACUAUGAGGAUCACCAGUGUGAAGUUGGCAUGAUAGUGGGCACAGGUUGCAACGCUUGCUACAUGGAAGAGAUGCAAAAUGUAGAGCUUGUGGAAGGGGAUGUAGGUCGGAUGUGUGUAAAUACCGAAUGGGGAGCCUUUGGAGCAUCAGGGGAGCUGGACGAGUUCCUCUUGGAGUAUGAUCGUGUGGUGGAUGAGACCUCACUUAACCCCGGUCAGCAGCUGUAUGAGAAGAUCAUAGGAGGAAAGUAUAUGGGAGAGAUCGUACGGCUAGUGCUGCUAAAACUUGUCAAUGAAAACUUGCUCUUCAAUGGAGAAGCAACAGAGAAGCUAAAAACCAGAGGAUCUUUUGAAACUCGCUUUAUCUCACAAAUUGAAAGUGAUCCCGGUGACCGCAAGCAGAUUUACAACAUCUUGACAUCCUUUGGGCUGUUGCCCUCUGUAACAGACUGUGACAUUGUCCGUAUGGCGUGCGAGAGCGUCUCUACGAGGGCUGCACAGAUGUGCUCAGCCGGGCUGGCUGGUGUCAUUAAUCGCAUGAGAGACAGCAGGUGCGAGGACACGUUGAAGAUCACAGUGGGCGUCGAUGGCUCUGUCUACAAGCUCCACCCCAGCUUCAAAGAUCGGUUCCACGCGGCAGUCAGGCAACUUACACCGGACUGCGACAUCACCUUCCUGCAGUCGGAGGAAGGCAGUGGCAGGGGAGCGGCUCUCAUCUCGGCAGUCGCGUGCAAGAUGGCGUGCAUGAUUGGCCAAUGAAAUGCCACUGCGAAAGGACCGUGAAAGGGAUGCCACCGGCCUGGGAAGUGCCCCCUCUACCCACUGCCAGGCUGAGGUGUUUCAGGGUAGGCCAAGGAAGCAGAACCAGA